Molecule: messenger RNA, 1665 nt
Organism: Morus notabilis
Lineage: Eukaryota; Viridiplantae; Streptophyta; Magnoliopsida; Rosales; Moraceae
Product: protein DETOXIFICATION 54
Exons: 4
Coding region: 91-1665 (524 amino acids)
Biological process (GO): xenobiotic detoxification by transmembrane export across the plasma membrane
Cellular component (GO): membrane
Molecular function (GO): antiporter activity; xenobiotic transmembrane transporter activity
Source: RefSeq, a predicted model, not a curated record
UCUUCUUUCUCUUCAUUCUAUUGCGUCUUUUUCUUCAUUUUCCGCAUACCCAUUACUCUCUUCUUAAGAUUUCCUGUAGCAACAACAACCAUGGAAGAGAAAGACCCAGAUAUCUCUUUCAGCAAAUUCCCCUCUAUUUCUCAGAUUAUAGAAGAACUUGGAGACCUCUGGGGCUUAGCCUUACCAACAACCGGCAUGAACUUACUAGUAUUCUUCAGAGCCGCCGUGUCAAUCCUCUUCCUGGGCCGUCUGGGUAGCCUGGAACUCGCCGGCGGCGCCCUCUCGUUGGGUUUCACAAACAUCACGGGCUACUCCGUAAUGAUGGGCCUGGCUUCGGGCCUCGAGUCCGUCUGCAGCCAAGCCCACGGCAGCAAGAACCACGACCUCCUAAUCCUCUCUUUCCAACGCAUGGUCCUAAUCCUCCUCACCGCGUCCCUCCCCAUCGCCCUGCUCUGGCUCAACCUGGAGAGGAUCAUGGUGGCCAUGGGCCAGGACAGGGAAAUCACUGCCAUGGCCGCCACCUACUGCCUCUACUCCCUCCCGGACCUCCUCACCAACACCCUGCUGCAGCCUCUGCGGGUGUUCCUCCGCUCGCAGCAGGCGGCGCGGCCGAUGAUGUUCUGCACGCUGGCGGCGGUGGCGCUGCACGUGCCGCUGAACGUGCUGCUGGUGCCGGUGAUGGGGCUCGGGGUGGCGGGCGUGGCGGCGGCGUCUGUGGCGACCAACGUUAGCAUGGCGGGGAUGAUGGCGGGGUAUUACUGGUGGUGGAAGAACAAGGGAGAGGCCGGUGCCGGGGCGGGGGUGAGGUGGAAGGGAAUUGAGGAGGUGGUAUUUGGUGGCGGCGGCGGUGGUGGUGGUGGUGGCGGAAUGGGAGUGGGAGUGGGAGUGGGAAUGGUGGAGUUGCUGAAGUUGGCGGUGCCGAGCUGUUUGGGGAUAUGUUUGGAGUGGUGGUGGUAUGAGAUAGUGAUAGUGAUGUCAGGGUACUUGCCGAAUCCAACACUGGCCGUGGCUGCAACUGGGAUUCUUAUUCAGACCACUAGCAUGAUGUAUACUGUCCCCUUGGCUCUUUCUUGCUGUGUCUCUACCAGGGUUGGGAAUGAGCUUGGAGCUGGCAAGCCCUACAAAGCCAAGCUUGCAGCCAUGGUUGCCUUAGGAUGCGCUUUCGUGAUUGGCUUCAUCAACGUGACGUGGACGGUUAUACUGAGAGAAAGAUGGGCCGGGCUUUUCACGAAGGACGAGCUCGUCAAGGCCUUGGUCGCAUCGGUUAUGCCAAUCAUGGGCCUGUGCGAGCUCGGAAACUGCCCGCAAACGACGGGCUGCGGCAUCCUCCGGGGCACGGCUAGGCCCGUCGUGGGCGCCCGGGUCAACUUGGGCUCGUUCUACUUUGUGGGCACUCCUGUUGCGGUUGGGCUUGCAUUUGGGCUCAAGGUUGGGUUCGCUGGGCUGUGGUUUGGCCUCAUGUCUGCUCAGCUAGCUUGUGUCGUGUCUAUUCUUUAUGUUGUGCUUUGCCGUACGGAUUGGGAGGCUGAGGCUUUGAAGGCCAGAAAACUAACUGGUUUGGAAAUGAGUGCAUUAGGAGACACAAACCGUGAAGAAGAUGAAGAAAGCAAAAGCUUUUUGGGUGAUAGAAAUGAUAACGUGGAUGAUGUUUUCUGGACAGAAUAA